AUGCAUCUUCUUCGCAAGCCAUUUGGUCUACUAAACAUCCUUCCCAUUCUCACUGCUCAUGGAUCGCCGGCUGUUCAAAAGAGUCUGGCCCCUCCACCUUCACCAGAGCCGAUUGUGGUCACGGAAUUGCCGUUGCCGCCGGUCACGCCCGACACCACAGAAGGAUCUUGUACGCCAGACUUGAAUCCAGGGCGGACGGGAUGUCUUCUGCGCGACUCCCGGAUUCAAAGCGGAAACUUCUUACCUGACGACAACCAUGUUCUUGUUAGUCUGAACUUCUCCGGAGCCCCGGCUGCUCCUGACCCGGCUAGCAUCUACAACGGUACGCAGUUGAUCAUCGUCAAAGCGGAUGGCGACACGUUUCCCAACGGCGACCCGUGGAAGUGCAUAACAUGCGGCGUUCCAGAGAGUAACAAGGCGGGGAGCACUGAGUUGGCCCCUUAUCCUCAAGCUUUCCGCGAUGGGAAGAGGGUCCUGGUGGGCUCUAACAUUGUCGACUGUGGCGAUGAACAACUCGCAUCCCCUGGAUGCACCCCAGACAAGGUGCAUAUCUAUCCGAUCAGGUGGAAUACGAAGCUGGAUGGAUCAGGCCCAGGAGGGGAUAUCCGAGAACUGCGGCUGCACCCGGACAAUGUCCAUCUCGGGUUCAAUUCGUUCACGUUUGAGAAUGGCCAGCUCGGCCAGUUUGCAUAUUUCAGUCGGCUGCAGUUCAAUCCGAACCCCAGCGCGGGGGAGCCACGGACUGCGCGGUAUGACUUGGUAAACGUCACCAGGCUAUUCAGCCCCAAGAACCCGGCCAGCAUCAGUGUUCACGGUAACCAACUGUUUAUCAAUGACUCGGCUAUCUCGGUCGGAGAGCUUCGGGGGUUCAGUGGACGCGGAAAAGAAGUCACCUACAUCGGAAACUCCGUAGAAUCGUGCAACAUCGAUGUGUUUGCUGCCGAUCUGACCACAGGCAGAGUCCGUCGGCUCACAAGCGAUCCCGAAUACGUCGAUCCGGUUGAUAUCUCCCCCGACGACAAGUGGCAUGUUAUCCUCGAUACUCGGGGCUCAGGUCGGCAGAUGUUCCUCGCCGGCAUGCGAGGCGUGCCCCCUCUCAUUGACAUGGUCACGGUCACGGCUGUUUCUUCUGUCCGGAACAACGGGGCGAGGCGCUUUUUCCAGCCCUGGCUGCUAGACCACGACGGAGACCGUGGAGACUACAAUGGACAACAAGUCAAUGCCGCAGGCGAUGGCAGCCCUGGUAGCAUCAAUGAUCCCAAUUGGAACGCAGGCGCCGAUCCGAAGUGGUCUCACGAUGGGACCCGAAUUGCAUACUACCAGAACAUGGUGGUUCCGCCCGCAUGUGGUGGGAACAACCCCUUGCCUUGCCCGAACUCGACUGAGCCCGGUGGUCGUAUAACCCGUCUGAUGCUGGCGCACCUGACGAGUCGUGAGCCGUUACACCUGGAACCCGUGGCUCCGGUCUCGGAUGAAGUUCCGUGGGGAACGCCAUAUGUUCCUGAAAGCCCUAUUCCCGCUCUUUCGUAUCCAGGAGACGGGAGUUAUACGCUGCAGGGGAAGGUGUCAGGGUCUGCCCGCGUAACGAUCAUUGGCAACGCCGCUGGGUCAGCCCCCAGGACGAUUGAAGUCGCGUAUGACAACUAUUCUGAUGACGGGCUUCAUUUCAUUCAUGGGUGGGAGAAGGUAACCAGCACGAUGCUUUCACUGACACUCAACAAGCUCGACUGGUACUCGAACCUCGCCUCAACUGGGCAACAACAUGCAACGAAGAAAACGGGCCCCGGCGGGUUCCAUCUGGAGAUUGACACUCUGGCAAACAUCUUCAAUGCGAAUGGCACCUUGACGACUAUGAUCGACGGAAAGACUUGGAGACAGCCGCUUAAUGGGGCCUAG
Molecule: messenger RNA, 1896 nt
Organism: Aspergillus terreus NIH2624
Lineage: Eukaryota; Fungi; Ascomycota; Eurotiomycetes; Eurotiales; Aspergillaceae
Product: TolB family protein
Exons: 1
Coding region: 1-1896 (631 amino acids)
Source: RefSeq, a predicted model, not a curated record